Molecule: messenger RNA, 1023 nt
Organism: Poecilia reticulata (guppy)
Lineage: Eukaryota; Metazoa; Chordata; Actinopteri; Cyprinodontiformes; Poeciliidae
Gene: spc24
Product: SPC24 component of NDC80 kinetochore complex
Biological process (GO): chromosome segregation
Cellular component (GO): Ndc80 complex
Molecular function (GO): microtubule binding
Source: RefSeq, a predicted model, not a curated record
CKUAAACAAAACGGGAAAGCUCCUCCCUUGAGACUAAAUCUAUUCAGACUCGAUUGUUUGUGAUGUUGCGGACAAACUUAAUCAUUUCCUUUUGCUUAUGGGAAAGAGAAAUACUGCUGAUACCUUUGCUACUGUUUUGUUUUUAUCCGUUUAAAACAUUCCAAAUUCAUCUAAAAUAAAGGCACAAAGAUUUUCGUUGCUUAUUUUAUGUAUUUAACAUAUUUCUGAACAGUUUUUCAUACAGGCAGGCGACAUGUUAUAAACAUUUCUAAAACCGCUUCUCCAGAAAUAAUAUCUAGUUCAGGCGACCCACAAGAAUCUGCCCACGAUGUCUCUGAGCCACAAUUUUCAAGACGUGGUGGAGAACGGGGAGAUGCUGGUGGCCUUCAUCAACAGCGGUCAGCCCGAGAAGCUGAGAGAAGUGAAAGUCGAGCUCCAGACCCUCAUUGACAAGCACCUAGAAACAAAGAAGACGGUGAAACAGAUUCUUAAAGACCUGGCACAGAUCGAGGAGCGCUCCGGUCAGAGGCUGUUGGACAUGGAGGAGCAGAAGCAGCACAAGCAGAAGGAGCUGGAGGACUUAGAGGAGCAGCUGCAGCGGUGCACGGCCAAAAGCCAGAUCACUGACUCAGAAAUCCAGUUCCUGCAGACGGAGCUGGAGAGUGUGAGGAACAGCGAGAGGGAGCUGGAGACUCUGCAGAAUGAGGUGGAUGAAGACACCACCGAGGUCAUUCCGUCUGCAGUGUACGUGGCUCAGGUGUACUACCUAGUAACCAAGAUCAAGUGGGAAUACAACACGCAGCCCAACAUUUUGAAAGGAGUGCACUACGGUCCAGAUCUGGCCACGCCCAUCAACGUUGACACGUCUGUCCGCUCUCGAAGCGAUAUCAGCGAUCAGCUGUGGGACUUUGUCAGCACCGAGUGGUAGCUGAAGAACAUAUGUUGUGUAUAUUAGUAUUAUUUUUUAUUAUAUUUGUCUGUUGGUCAUCUUGUUGUUUUUCUUUAACUGUUGUUUAAAAUAAA